CGGAGAACUGGCAGCAUGGCUUCUGUGGUGCUGAGUGAAGCAGAGAAGAUCUACGUUUUACAUGGUGUUCAGGAUGACCUACGUACAGAUGGCCGAGGGUGUGAAGACUACCGAUGCAUUGAGGUGGAGACUGAUGUUGUGUCAAACACCACCGGAUCUGCACGAGUGAAGAUUGGCCACACAGAUGUUCUUGUUGGAGUUAAAGCAGAAAUGGGGACACCAAAGCUGGAACGGCCUGGAGAAGGUUACCUGGAAUUCUUUGUUGACUGUUCUGCUAAUGCCACUCCAGAGUUCGAAGGGCGAGGGGGAGAGGAGCUGGGUGCAGAAAUCGCGUUCAUGCUGUAUAAAAUAUUUGAUAAUCGAAGCAGCAUUGAUCUUGAAUCACUUUGCAUCCAAGAACGUGAGCAUUGCUGGGUCCUCUACGUUGAUGUUUUGCUUUUGGAGUGUGGUGGAAACCUCUUUGACACAAUCUCAGUUGCCGUAAAGGCAGCUCUGUUUAAUGCAAGAAUACCUAAAGUGCGAAUAUUGGAAGAUGAUGAAGGUGGGAAAGACUUCGAACUGUCAGAUGAUCCCUAUGACUGUGUGCGACUGAAUGUUGUUAAUGUUCCCUGCAUUGUAACACUGAGUAGGAUAGGCCAUCGACAUGUUGUAGAUGCCACAUUACAGGAAGAAGCCUGUUCUGUGGCCAGUCUCCUCAUUGCAGUGACCAGCAAAGGUAUCCUGACUUGCAUGAGGAAAAUAGGGAAAGGCAGUCUUGAUCCUGAGAGCAUCUUUGAAAUGAUCGAGACAGGGAAACGUGUUGCUAAAUCAUUACAUACAUCUCUACAGAGUGCAUUAAAUCAAGAAGAAAGCUUAGGAAAAAAGCGCCAAAAGAUUGGAUUUUUGCGAUAAGUUUAACUGAAGAUCUCAGUUGCAAUAAAGUGUUUUUUUUGUUUU
This is a messenger RNA of Xenopus tropicalis (tropical clawed frog), 936 nucleotides long. RefSeq names its product exosome component 7 (gene exosc7). Lineage: Eukaryota; Metazoa; Chordata; Amphibia; Anura; Pipidae. The record is from RefSeq and is marked provisional. Gene Ontology annotation, cellular component: cytoplasm; nucleolus.